Monoraphidium neglectum is the source of this 1731-nucleotide messenger RNA. RefSeq lists its product as hypothetical. NCBI's taxonomy places the organism in Eukaryota, Viridiplantae, Chlorophyta, Chlorophyceae, Sphaeropleales, Selenastraceae. The transcript is spliced from 7 exons. The record is from RefSeq and is a predicted model, not a curated record. The coding region runs from base 1 to 1731 and encodes 576 amino acids.
AUGUGCGCGAUGCAUCACGCGCCCACACAAGUGCAGGGGCUCAUGCUGAUCCCCACCGAGGAGGCGUGGAAGGGCCUGGAGGACACCGCUGUCAUGCAGAAUGUAAACCUCAAGGGCGACAACAUCACAGCCACCGCCAUGACUGGCGGCCUCAUGCUGUACUGGCUGGCGCAGGGCAGCGAUGUCGAUCCCUCAGCCUUGCCCUUGACAGGGUUCCCCACCAAGAUUGAGACAGAGGCCCGCUGGCGCUGCUCGCUGCCGGAGAAGCCCGGCAGCGUCGGCUAUGGCAUGUCGCUGCGCCGCAACGCGAGCGGCGUGUUUGUGGAGCACGGCGGCAGCCAGCAGAAAGAGGAGGCCUUCGCCCAGCUGGUGGACCCCGUGGAGCCACUCAAGGGCACCUGCCCUGGCCUUACCAUCUACAAGGUCAACGCAAUCCCAAUGCCCUGCAACAGCCUCGCCGCGCUCGCCGCCGAGGCCAACAACCCCUCCCAGGCCGGCUGCACGCGCAACGCCGACCGCUCCGUGUCGCACAUGCUUGCCGCCGGCGGGCGCACCAACUUCCUGCAGCUGCUCAUUGCCGCGGGCCUGCUGCCCGCGGUUGACAAGACCGCAACCUCGUUCACGGUGCUUGCUCCCUCGGACGCUGCGAUCGAGGCUUCUGCCAAUUCUGGAGCCUUCAAGUAUGACCACCUGUUUGCCUCCAACAAGACCCUUUUGAAGCAGAUUCUCGGCUACCACAUAGCUUCUGGUCAGGCGCUCAAGCAACCAACCAGGGCAACCGCUGAGAAGCUGGCGCCCACGCUUAUGAAGGGCGACGCUGGCUGCGGCGCGGGCGUGGGGCCGUCGUGGGGCGCGGACAACCUCGUGCGCGGCGGGCGUGGCAUAGCACGCACAGGUGCUGUUGUUGAAGCCUGCCACUCCACAAUCGUGCCGAUCGACGCUCUGCUGCAGCCCUGCUGCGCCACGUUUGAGCAGCUGCUGGAGGGCAGUGCCGCCAGCGAUGGCUACGGUGCAGGCCGCAACACGGCUGCGAUCGCUGACAGCCCUCAGCUGCAGAGCUUCCUAACCAGCGCAGCCGACACAGUCAAGCAGGCCCCUCCGAACAGCACCCAAGUCAUUUUGGUCCCCAGCCAGGCCGCCUGGACGGCGUUCUUGAAGGCUGCCGCACGCGCUGACAUCAGCGUAGACGACUCCCUGUACGACGCCAUCUUCAAGUCGCUGGUGGCCGUGAACCAAUGGGGUACCGAUGUGGCCAAGAUACUGGCUGAUCCCACCCAGAAGAUCACACUGGCCACCAAGCUCCCCGACGCCGCCAAGUCCAAGCUCUGCCCAAACGGCGGCCAAUUCGCCCUGACCCUCGCGUCCGCGGGCCCCGCAGCCGCCACUGCGGCCGCGGCGGCGCCCGCCGCGACCCGCCGCAAGCUGCAGGCCGUCGCGGCGGCCCCGGCGCUGCCGCCGGGCCUAGCCGUCCUUGACGGCCUGGCGUCCAAGCGAAAGAUUGGGGUGGUCGGGUGGGAGCAGACGUGCGGCGGAGGCGCGGUGCUCUUCAUCGAUGCGGUCCCGCAGGGCUGCGAGUUUCCUGUUUUGAAAGCCGAGCCCUCGGCCGCCGAGGGCGCGGGGGCGGCGGGCAACGGCACGGCGCCGCAGAACGGCGCGGGCGCGGCGCGGGCGGCGCGGGCCGCGGUCGUGGCGGCUGUGGUGGCGGCGGCCGCCGCUGCCGUUGCGCUUUGA